AUGCCGUCCCUUCAAGAGAGCAAAUUGGCCUUUAUCGGCGGUGGCAACAUGGCCUCCGCCAUCAUUGGCGGCCUAGUCAGCAAAGGCGUCAACAAGCAAAACAUCUGCGUCUCCGAGCCGUGGGAUGUCAACCGCGAAAAGAUUGCCGCUCUCGGAGUGCGCACCACCACCUCCAACGUCGAGGCUGGCGGUGAUGCCGAUCUGAUAAUUAUCGCCGUCAAGCCCCAAGUCACCAAGGGUGUGUGCGAGGAGCUCGGCAACGCCUGGUCCCCGCGCGAGACUCUACCCGUUGUCGUUAGCAUCGCUGCUGGUAUCACUCUUGACAGCUUGAAGGGAUGGUUGAAGACGAGCGACGGACGUACAGCGCACACUGUUCGCGUGAUGCCUAACACUCCCGCCCUUGUUGGUGAGGGUGCUUCUGGUGUCUUCGCUAGCGCUGAUGUGACGUCUGCCGAGAAAGAGCUUGUCAAUGCUAUGCUUGGGAGCGUUAGCAAGGCUUCCGAGUGGGUCGACCGUGAGGAAUUGCUUGAUGUUGUCACCGGAUUGUCUGGAUCUGGACCCGCCUACUUCUUUGCCAUGGUUGAGCAUUUGGUUGCAAGUGCCACUGCUCUUGGUCUUCCCGAAGAGCAAGCCAAGCGUCUGGCUACGCAGACUUGUCUCGGUGCUGGCAAAAUGCUGGUUGAGAGCUCCGACAGCCCGACUCAACUGCGUAAGAACGUCACCAGCCCCAAUGGUACUACGCAUGCUGCUCUCCAGACCUUUGAAGCUCUCAACUUUAAGGAGAUCACAGACAAGGCUGGCGACGACAACUCUGCAGCUUCAUUCGAGAAGACCUUGUCCACGCUGUCCACCAAGAUCACCCAAGACACCACGCGACUCGACCAACAACGAUGGGAGAGCUGGGGAGUCAAAGAAUAUGCCGCCGUCGCGGGCGGGCCAGUCCUGAUAUUCGGCGUGCGUAAAACCAGCUCCAAAAUCUUCGACUACCGAAUUUCCCGCAUUCAACGCCGCCUCGACGACUACCACAAACAGCGCGAGGAGACCAUCGAGAAGCUCAAGGUCGCAACCAAGUACAACUCCACCCAGCAACUACUCGAGAAGUACGGCGGCGAGUCUCCCAAGCCCUCACCAAACCCCAAGGGGCAGGACACCGAGAAGCGCAAACCCACGCAGCAGCCACAGUUCGUGGCCCGCACCGGUCUCCCACCGCCGCCCACAGCCAAUAUCCGCCGUCCGCCCUCCGCACCGAAAACGCCCAACAACCCGCCAUCCCCGUCUCCUCUCCUCGAGCUGGGCCCGCAAACGCCACAGCAACCCGCCUCCAUUCCGCCUCCUUUCCCGCCCCAACCUGCUACCGAGCAAUCCAACUUUGCACCGAAUGCAUUCCCGCAGAACGGCGAAUACAUCGAACAGGCACACUGGUAUGACCGUCUAUUGGACGUGCUGCUGGGAGAAGAUGAAACCCAGCCUCGGAACAGGAUGGUUAUGAUUUGCAGCCAGUGCCGUCUUGUGAACGGCCAGGCUCCCCCUGGAAUCAAGACACCGGAAGAGCUGGGCCGCUGGCGUUGCGGGAGCUGUGGAGCUUGGAAUGGUGUGGAGAGCGAGGCAACGAAGAUUCUCAGUAGUCUCCGCCAGGAUGCGGUGCCAGCUGCGGGUGCUUCGGAGCCUAUGUCGAGUGAGGAUGCGGAUGCCCCGUCUUCGGAGGGUAUGGAGGAGGGUGUGAUGGUAUCGAGUGAGGAGGAACAAGUGGCUUCAGGUAGCUCUGAGGCGGAGGGUCAGACGGAGGGAGAAUCCAGUCCCGAGCCUCUGCGGCGGUCUACGCGCAACAGAUAG
Messenger RNA from Penicillium bovifimosum, 1833 nucleotides. RefSeq lists its product as uncharacterized. Gene Ontology annotation, biological process: L-proline biosynthetic process. Gene Ontology annotation, molecular function: pyrroline-5-carboxylate reductase activity. The coding region runs from base 1 to 1833 and encodes 610 amino acids. The transcript is spliced from 5 exons. NCBI's taxonomy places the organism in Eukaryota, Fungi, Ascomycota, Eurotiomycetes, Eurotiales, Aspergillaceae. The record is from RefSeq and is a predicted model, not a curated record.